AUGUCUCUCAUGGAGUCACCAAAUACAGACCAUACUGAUGCCGUACAAGAGUGCCGUGCACUCUACGAGCACGUAUGGAAAACCCCUUCACCUACUCUGGAAUUAGCGAAGUCGCCAUUGAUGCAGCCUGCAUCACUGUCGUCCACUCUGGAGGAGCGGACACAGCUCACAUAUCAAAGGGCAAGGGCCUUGGCACGAGCUUACAACUUGACACUGAAAGAUGUAGUUGAAAUGACCCCAGCUUUCUGGAAACUUCACAUGGACAUGCUCACCGCUAUGGAUGGCGGCGCAAUCAACCUAGUCAGCGUCCAAUAUAAUCUUUUUGUUGGCACAGUUGCUCCUUUUGCUGCCACACACCCGGAAUUGCCGUCCAUUAUAGAGAAGGCGUUGCGUGUUGAUAUCUCUUCACAAUUCAUGCUUACUGAGCUUGGACACGGCUUAGAUGCUCGCAAUCUUGAAACCACAGCGACACUGCUGCCCAAUGGCGGCUUUGAAUUGCACACGCCGACUCCCAAUGCCGCCAAAUGCAUGCCACCAAAUACUCCACGCAACGGCCUGCCGACCAUUGCAGUGGUCGUCGCCCGUCUUAUAGUUGAAGGAGAGGACCGCGGAGUCCGACCGUUCCUUGUUCCCAUGUCUGACGGUACCAAGAUGUGCACAGGCAUUACCUCAAAAGUCUUCCCACCCCGCGCUGGCGCGAACCCAAUCGAUCAUGCUCUGACCUACUUCAACCACGUCAAACUCCCGUUCUCUGCCCUGCUCGGUAGCCUGGAAAAGGCACGCGACGAACGCGACAACUUCCUUUCUACCAUCCACCGCAUGGGAGCCGGAACCCUCUUCUUGGCCGGCGCAUGCAUUCCCCUAAUCAAGAUGGCCGUGUACAACGCCAGUAAAUUCAGUUUCCGUCGCCACAUCUUAAACCCCGAAGGACAGCCGAUGCCAGUCAUCGACUUCCGGACUCAGCAUCUCCCCAUCUUGCACGCUAUUUCGCGCGCCCAUGUUCUGCAGGCAUUCUUGAUUUACGCCGGCAGGGAAUAUUGCAUCCGGACCGAUCCUCGUGUCCGACAUCUCUUUGCAACCACGUUCAAAGCAGUUACGAUUCAUCACUUCAAGACCAGUCUCACAGCUAUCAAUGAGGGUUGCGGCUGGCAAGGAUACUAUGAUCGCAAUCAAAUUCUCGCAGCUAGCUUGGAGUUCAACGCAGUUGCAACCGCAGAAGGCGACGUUCGAGUCCUAGCUAUCCGUCUCGCCAGCGAGCUCCUAAUCGGCCGCUACCCGGUCCCGCCACCAAAGAACCCCAACAGCCCCCUCGCACGCCACGAAGCAGGCCUCUUCGCCGAAGCACGCGAAUUAAUGAAGGGAUUCGGCAACAAGCACCGCAGCGAAGCUUUCAACCGGACUAUCCUCCCCCUAUGCCUCCCCCUCGUCCUGGCGAUCGGUUACCGCAUGGCAAUCGAGGCCGCUACAGAUAUCGGCAUCGACCCGAAGCUCUGCGCUCUCUACGAAGCUGGAAUUCUCAAGGAAGACGCUGGUUGGUACGCGGAGAAGGGUGGGAUUAGUCGUGAAGCGCAGCGCGCAAUGGAAGCGCAGGCUGCCGACGCUGUCCUCCCGGAAUUGCCGCGGUUGGUUGAAGAGACUGGUGUUGAGCCGUAUUGCACGGCGCCCAUGACCUCGCAGGCUUUGUGGGAUGGGUAUGUUGGAGAACUGGAGACUUUCUCCGGGGAUGCGGUUUGGAAAUUUGAAGAGAAGGCCCGUCUUUAG
Penicillium verhagenii is the source of this 1761-nucleotide messenger RNA. RefSeq names its product acyl-CoA oxidase. The transcript is spliced from 7 exons. The coding region runs from base 1 to 1761 and encodes 586 amino acids. Gene Ontology annotation, cellular component: peroxisome. Gene Ontology annotation, molecular function: FAD binding; acyl-CoA oxidase activity; fatty acid binding. The record is from RefSeq and is a predicted model, not a curated record. Gene Ontology annotation, biological process: lipid homeostasis; fatty acid beta-oxidation using acyl-CoA oxidase. NCBI's taxonomy places the organism in Eukaryota, Fungi, Ascomycota, Eurotiomycetes, Eurotiales, Aspergillaceae.